Messenger RNA from Onychomys torridus (southern grasshopper mouse), 820 nucleotides. It is a transcript of the gene Taf10, whose product is annotated as TATA-box binding protein associated factor 10. NCBI's taxonomy places the organism in Eukaryota, Metazoa, Chordata, Mammalia, Rodentia, Cricetidae. Gene Ontology annotation, molecular function: promoter-specific chromatin binding; RNA polymerase II general transcription initiation factor activity. Gene Ontology annotation, biological process: transcription initiation at RNA polymerase II promoter. The record is from RefSeq and is a predicted model, not a curated record. Gene Ontology annotation, cellular component: SAGA complex; nucleus; transcription factor TFIID complex. The transcript is spliced from 5 exons. The coding region runs from base 55 to 711 and encodes 218 amino acids.
CCCGUGCGAGCGGAAGCGGAAGCGGCUCUGUUCGCCGCCUCUCCCACCAGCCCCAUGAGCUGCAGCGGCUCCGGCGCGGACCCCGAGGCGGCACAGGCCGGUGCCGCCUCGGUCGCGGGUCCGGCGCCCCCGGUAUCGGCUCCUGCAGCGCUGCCCGCCAGUACGGCCGCGGAGAGCAAGGCCAGCCCCGCGGGGACGGCAGGGGGACCCGGAGCUGGAGCCGCCACUACGGGCACGGGCCCCGUGGCGGCGCGAGCCGGGGAGCCGGCGGAGCGGCGCGGGCCCGCCUCGGUGGCAGCGGGCGGUGCGGCUCCCCCUGAAGGGGCAAUGUCUAAUGGGGUUUACGCCCUGCCGAGCGCGGCCAACGGAGAAGUGAAGCCCGUAGUGUCCAGCACGCCUCUUGUGGACUUCUUGAUGCAGCUGGAGGAUUACACCCCUACGAUCCCAGAUGCAGUGACUGGUUAUUACCUGAACCGUGCUGGCUUUGAAGCUUCAGACCCACGCAUAAUUCGGCUCAUCUCACUAGCUGCCCAGAAAUUCAUCUCAGAUAUUGCCAACGAUGCCCUACAGCACUGCAAAAUGAAGGGCACAGCCUCAGGCAGCUCCCGGAGCAAGAGCAAGGACCGCAAGUACACCCUUACCAUGGAGGACUUGACCCCUGCCCUCAGCGAAUAUGGUAUCAAUGUGAAGAAGCCGCACUACUUCACCUGAGCCACCCAACCCAGACGUAUUUGUCUUUUCCUCUGUCCCCACACCAGCCUGUUUUCAUAAUAAACUUUAUUGUGACAGGCAGGGCUUAUCCCUCCCAUGUUGGGAGACA